Suillus paluster is the source of this 2506-nucleotide messenger RNA. RefSeq names its product DEAD-domain-containing protein. The transcript is spliced from 8 exons. NCBI's taxonomy places the organism in Eukaryota, Fungi, Basidiomycota, Agaricomycetes, Boletales, Suillaceae. Gene Ontology annotation, molecular function: ATP binding; RNA helicase activity; nucleic acid binding. The coding region runs from base 126 to 2435 and encodes 769 amino acids. The record is from RefSeq and is a predicted model, not a curated record.
AAGCACUUUGACACCGACAAUAUUGUACUAAUUGUAACACAACUGGUCGCAGCACUACUGGGUGCUGAGAAACUCCAUAGUCUGCUAAAACUCUGCCGGUUGACUGCACUGCAUCACAUCCAAUCAUGGACUUCGUAAUGACUAUCGAUUCCGACGAUGAAUCACCACCUCAACGCAGAAACAGCAAGAAGCAGCAAGUAGAUGACGCUGCCCUCCUGGACCCCGAUUUUCAGUUUGAUGUCGCAGGUGAUCCCUAUACCGAUUUUUUGGAGUUUGGAGCGCAGCAGCAAGAUAUCGUGCAGAAAAUUUCAAAGCCAGAUCCCGUCUCAGUAGAUGAAAUCAUCGCAAGACGCAAACUGAAGACGGGGCUGAAAAGAAAACGCGAGCCAGAGAGCGAGAAUGAAACUGAGGACGGUACGGAGGAAAGUGAUGCUAGCAGUGCAGAAGACUUCCCUGAAACGGAUAGGUCGGGCGACGAAGAUGACCCCCUUGCCACUUCCGGGGAGGAAAAUAACGAAUCUACUCGGUCUGCAUCUGAGGAGGACGAGGAGGUGACUGAUAACGAUGAUGUAGAAUCGAACUCUUCGGACGAAUCAGAAGAAGAGACUCAAGCCGAAAAAGAUCGUAAAGCAGCAUUCUUUGAUUCAGAGGCAGCACCUGCGGAGCAUCAUUCAUCUUUUUUGACAAUGAAUCUUUCCCGCCCAAUUCACAAGGCAUUGGCCAAUCUCGGAUUCCAUGUGCCAACACCCAUUCAAGCCGCGACCAUUCCUGUUGCUUUGCUGGGAAAAGAUGUUGUCGGUAACGCUGUCACGGGUUCUGGAAAGACUGCUGCGUUUACCAUCCCUAUGCUGGAACGGCUUCUCUAUCGAGAAAAGGGGAAGCAUGCGGCAGCGACUCGGUGUCUGGUGCUGGUUCCGACAAGAGAAUUAGCCGUACAAUGUUAUGACGUUGGUUCUAAACUUGCAGCGCACACUGAUAUUCGCUUUUGCCUUGUCGUUGGUGGACUUUCCCUCAAAUCGCAAGAGGCAACUUUAAGGACUCGCCCAGACGUCGUUAUCGCAACUCCUGGACGGCUUAUCGAUCACUUGCGCAAUUCCCCUUCCUUCGCGCUCGAUGCACUGGAUGUUCUUGUUCUUGACGAAGCCGAUCGUAUGCUUUCCGAUGGAUUUGCAGACGAAUUGGCCGAAAUCAUUAAAGCAUGUCCUGUUUCCCGUCAGACAAUGCUAUUUUCUGCUACAAUGACCGACUCGGUCGACGAACUGGUGAAAAUGACAUUGAACAAGCCUGUCCGCCUCUUCGUGGAUCCAAAGCGAACCACGGCUCGGGGGCUUACCCAAGAAUUCGUUCGCGUGCGAACGGAGAAAGAAGCGGACCGAACUGCGCUGCUUGUAUCUUUAUGCAAGAGAACAUUCAGACAGCGCGUUAUCAUAUUCUACAGGAGCAAGAAGCUAGCCCACCAGAUGCGGAUUAUUUUCGGUCUUUUUGAUAUGAAGGCCGAGGAAUUGCAUGGCGACCUCUCUCAAGAACAGCGUCUUAGAUCUUUGCAGCUAUUUCGCGAUGCACAAGUGGAUUAUCUAAUGGCGACUGACCUAGCUUCUCGUGGUUUGGAUAUCAAGGGCAUAGAGACCGUUAUCAACUACGACAUGCCUAACCAAUUGUCUCAAUACCUUCACCGUGUGGGUCGGACAGCCCGUGCAGGGAAGUCUGGUCGCUCAGUUACUCUGGUGGGAGAAGGAGAUAGGAAAAUGCUCAAAGCAGCCAUCAAGCAUAGUACGGGCGAAGAUAAUAUCCGUCAUCGGCUUGUCCCUGCCGAUGUUUUUCCCAAAUGGGUCAAGAAGGUAGAGGCUCUAAGGGACGAGGUCGCGACAAUUCUUCAAGAGGAGAAGGAGGAGAAACAGAUUCGGCAGGCGGAAAUGGAACUAAAGAAAGGUCAAAAUAUGAUCGAGCACCAAGAUGAGAUUUUUUCUCGGCCUGCUCGAACUUGGUUUCAGAGCGAAAAGGAGAAGGCAAAGGCAGUUGCCACGAGCAAACAGCAGCAUGAGAAUGGAAUGGCGCUCACGUCAAAGGGGAAACCUGAGGCAAUUGACGACCCCAAGCCAAAGAGAGAUAAGUUUGCUGGUCUAACCAGGAAGGCAAAGCGACGGAAGAUGGCACUAGAAGCCGACAAGGAAUUAGGUGAGACAGGUGCUGUGAACGCUGCUAUUCGUUCCGCGAAGAAGGCUGCCCGUCCCGCCAAGAUUGGGAUUCCAGGUCACCAAAACGCACCUACUUCAAAAAGAACCAAGGCGAGAAAAGGGACGUUGAGAACUGGUAGUGGUGCAUUUGACAGGGAUUUAUCAUCAAAGGCGGCAAAGGGUGAAGGGGUGCACGCCAAGAAGGGAGACACAAUCGGUGGGAUGGGAAAGCGCAAAGGAGGUAAGCGGAAGGGCAAAUAGCAAAAUAGUUUAAUCGCACAAAAAGGCAACUGUAAUGGUUGAAUCGAUGGGCUAGGCCACGUGGCUGUAUG